Carassius gibelio (silver crucian carp) is the source of this 3085-nucleotide messenger RNA. It is a transcript of the gene chst13, whose product is annotated as carbohydrate sulfotransferase 11. NCBI's taxonomy places the organism in Eukaryota, Metazoa, Chordata, Actinopteri, Cypriniformes, Cyprinidae. Gene Ontology annotation, biological process: carbohydrate biosynthetic process; proteoglycan biosynthetic process. The record is from RefSeq and is a predicted model, not a curated record. The transcript has 3 exons. Gene Ontology annotation, cellular component: membrane. The coding region runs from base 360 to 1382 and encodes 340 amino acids. Gene Ontology annotation, molecular function: sulfotransferase activity.
GAUACAAUGCCCUCCAUGUUUAGGGGAAGUUGAGUGUUCAACUGACAACAGCAACAUGUGACGUAGCGAAGACAUGUAGGUGAUCAAUGGAUUUUUUACUUAAUUGACGCGACCGCUUGGAAAGCGAAGGCUCGCUGAAACGGAGUUUGACCUGUGCAGUUUUUUGGGUGAAUGGUUCGUGUAACACCUAACUCUAAAGCGGGCUGCUUUGGGUAAAGCGUGAAUCGGAAUUAGUUUCUACCGGGUUGUUUUUUGGACUCUUUUUGUAAAAUGAAGAACCCGUUGGACAGACGCUUUUAGGACUGUUCUUCGGCGAAUACUGGCGAGAGUCAGGCAUCGUCCGUUAGACAAGUACCAGAAUGAUAAAGCCCAAAGUGGGUCGGAUGUUUCUGGCGACAUGCGUCGGAUCGUUUUUCAUUCUUAUAUUAUACUUCCAGAACAUGUCAAGAUCAGCUUCUGAACAGAUUUCAGGCUGGAACAGUUUCUCAGUUAAAUCAGGAAGAAGUCCUUUGCAGACGCUACAAGAAAAUGACCAGCUGGAGCAGUCUGCAGUGCAGGCCACUCUGCAGGGUCGAAGGCAACUUCUGGAGGAAACCUGUCGCACCCACACCCGCAAAAGACGCGUACUUGGCCCAGAGGACCUCCGCCAUCUCAUAGUGGACGAUAAACACAAGUUAUUGUAUUGCUACGUCCCCAAAGUGGCAUGUACAAACUGGAAGCGUGUGUUGAUGGUGCUAACAGGAAAUGGGCGCUAUCGCGAACCACUGGCUAUUCCAGCCAAUGAGGCUCACGUUGCAGGCAACCUGCGUUCGCUCUCAGAGUACACCACGGCUGAGAUCAACAAGCGCCUACGUACAUAUCUAAAGUUCCUCUUUGUGCGUGAACCCUUCGAAAGACUUGUCUCGGCAUAUCGCAACAAGUUUACCCGUAGCUACAACACGGCCUUCCAUAAACGCUACGGGACCAAAAUCAUCCGGAGGCAUCGUGCGGACCCCCAGGCCGAAGCACUGAAAAAAGGCAACGAUGUUUCCUUCGAGGAAUUUGUGUAUUACUUAGUAGACCCCCAGACUCAGAGAGAGGAACCGUUCAAUGAGCACUGGGAAAGGGUUCACUCCCUUUGCCACCCUUGCUUGAUCCAUUACGACGUGGUGGGCAAGUACGAGACUCUUGCACAAGAUUCGCGCUACAUCCUGAAGUUAGCAGGUGCCGAUGGAGAGGUCAAAUUUCCGGCAACGUCCAAAAGCACCAGGACCACUGGUCACAUGGCCGCCAAGUUCUUCGACAACAUCAGUCCGUUUUACCAAAAGAAACUCUUCAACCUUUACCGAAUGGACUUCUUGCUUUUUAACUACUCUGUGCCGGCAUACUUAAAGUUGAAAUGAGGGUUUCAGCAAGUUUCAACUGAUCCAUAACUUGCGGGCACUGAUGCUAAAACUUUUGCUCUUGUGCCUGGAUUCGAGUGAAUUACCUGAGGGGGAAGCUGUAGAAGAUGCGCCUUGGAUGUGGCGUCGCCCUCACUCCCUUGAGGCGAAAUUCAGCUUUGUGAACAGAUUAGUGUUGGCUGGGGUGUUUCAUCCCAUCCCGAAAGUUCAUAAAAUACUGUCUGUAAUUCCUUUGGCUUUGGUAACUUGUGACCGAGCUCCAAGUAUGUGCCUUUGUCCUUCUGAAUGGUGAUAAGUGAAGCGGGAUUCUUCAUCAACAGACAAAUGCUAUGAAUGUUUCAUCUCCUUUAAUCUUCACCACCCAAGAGGAUAUUUAUGGUAUUGUUUACGUAGCAUAUUUAUUGUGGAUUUUGCUCUUGAACUGAAACCAACAAAGCCUUGAUGUUAAUCUCGAAGAGAUUCCUUGAAGCUGAUCUCAAAGCCUCCUUUUUAACAUUCCCUGGAUACAAUUUCAGACCUUAACCUUAUGCACAAAGGUAGUUUCCAAGUCACAAACUGUCAUCUGUUUCAAGCAGAUAGAUAGUAACAUAUUAGAAGGAGACCAGAGUAAGGGAUGAAUUUAGACUUUUCCUGCAUUGACAAACUUGACAAGGCUGUCUACCUUGGCCAGUUUGGCUACUCUGGAAAGAAAUGGUGUUCUCAGAGUCACCCCUUUAUUUAGCAUGCACCGGGCUGGGUAAACAGUGCAUAACUGUGGUUGGGGAAAGGUAGACGCUCAUCAGUGCGACUCUUGUUAAGUUGUGGAUGCAGGGCAUUGCGGGUCAAACAUCAGCAUGAUCCUGGGAGGAAACACUCAACUUAUGAAUUUAUAAUAAGGGUUAAAGUGCAAUAAAGGUUUUUAAAAAGGUACCAGUAUGUGUUUAGAGGAUUAUCUAUCCCUUAGAACUCUUAAAGUGAGAGAAAAUCAAUCCCUGACAGUACAGUUUAGCGACUUUUGGGUCAUUAGCACUUGGUUGAAAUGACCCCGAAUAAUUUUGGUAUUUCUUCUUAUCGGUGAAAAAGGCUAAUGACUCAUUUUUAUGGUUGAAAUGAUGAUGAAAUCUUUAGAGAAAGGGUGAGAAGAAGGAGUCGGACUAAUAUCUGGCUGUCAGGCAGACAGGUGCACAGUGGGUACCUUGUGUGCCACAUUGCAUAACGAACCUUCCCAAAUUGCUCUUGGUAAUGUUUUGUUGGAAAAUAUUUUCUAUCUAGCUAGUUAAAAGAGUCUAUUUCAGUUUUGAGCUGGAAUAUUACAGACUUUUGUAAGGACAAGGGAGUCAUCUAUAAGUCUAGGUUUAUAAUUCAUUUCAAAGAGCAAUAUAUUUAAUCAUUUGGAGAGGAACGUCAUGUCUUGAUUUGAAAGUUACAGGAGUCCCAGCGCUUUUGUCCUGCCAUAAUGUCAUUAUUAUGAUGUCAAAUUAUGAAUGUGUUUGAGGAUUCAUAUGAAAAAUGUGAUUGUGGGACAGCCUUUAACUGUAUGAGCUGAGCUGUUGAGAGUGUAGCAACAGUAUGUGCCAUUUGUGAUGUAACUAACAGUUUGCACCUGUUUUGAAAGCUUGUGGGCAUACAUGUGCUGCAAAACUGUGAAUGUCAAGUGUGCACUAGACAGUAAGGAAUUUUGCUUUGAAGAGGUAAAUAAACUUGUACAUUUUCUUUUCAGUGGA